UUAUUCUAUCAUUCAUGUCAAAAAAAUAGUACCUAUUGUGCCUAUUCGUUUGGCGUUUCAUUUCACUUUUGAUAUAAAGAAAGCAGCAUUUAAAUAAUUGUUUGGCUUUUAGACCUACGUUUAAAAAUAACUUCAAACACACGGAAGUGAAAAAACAUCAUAUAGGUACUGGUUAGAAAGCGUUUAGUACAUAUUUUCUGUCACUUCGCUACAACAUCGAAUACACUAAAAAAGAUUCUUAAUGCCUAACUUAGCUUGCAAUGGCAUCCCCAAACAUCACAGUUGACGAAGUCCGCAACAUUCUCGCAGAAGUGAUUGAAGUCCUGGAGUCUGCGGACUAUGCUCCCAAGCUUGAUGAAGCCAAGGAGGCUGCCGGCAAUGAGAUGCUGAAGAUGAUGCAGAUAGUGUUCCCGAUGGUCGUGCAGAUUCAAAUGGAAACUAUUAAGCGUCACGGCUUCAGUAAUACAAGAGAAGGCAUAGUCCAAUUCACGCAACUGGUUCGUGAGAUGGAAAGUGACAGUGAAGUGGCGAGACUGCAUUCCCGUAUCCGCAGCCACUACCUACCUCCCGUCUCCAUCAGCUCCAACGUUGACACUUCUCUAUAAACUGGGAGCCAUGAUGUCAAGAAUCAAGUCAAGAAUCUCAAAAACUUUUUUUAAAGUGCCACGAAGGAAGGAUAAAGUGCUGUUGUGUACAUGUGUGUCCGUUGUGUGUGUGUUAUACUACAUCUUCAGUGUGGGUGAUUAUGUGUUAGCCAAAAGCUACGACAAACACUUCGACUACCCUUUAAAUAUUGAUAUACGACCACUCGUGGAGCAAAUAAUAUCUGGAGGCAACCCUCGUAUACCCAAACCAAUUAACUUUUACCCAUAUAAAUUCCUAACUAAUUCUGGAAAAUGUAAAACAAUAGAGAAAUUGGAUUUGUUUAUAGUUGUGAAAUCAGCUAUGCAGAAUUUUGGCCACCGAGCUGCCAUAAGACAGACCUACGGACAAGACAAUAUUAUACCGGGUCGCAUUGUAAAGACAUUGUUUUUCUUAGGAAUCUCUUCUCACCCCAAAGGUGAAAUACAGAAACAAAUAGAUGCAGAAAUCGCUAAGCACAAAGACAUAAUACAGAUUGAUUUCCAUGACCAUUACUUCAAUAAUACUAUAAAAACUAUGACGUCGUUCCGAUGGUUGUACGAACAUUGUUCUACAGCUGACUUCUAUUUGUUUACGGACGAUGAUAUGUACAUAUCUGUCAAUAAUCUGAUAGAUUACCUUGACGACAAAAUGCAAUUCAAACGGAGACCGUUGCAGGGAGAUCACUUUUACGCCGGUUACGUAUUUGAAUCACGCCCUCUCCGGCACAAGAUAAGCAAAUGGCGUGUGAGCCUUGACGAGUACCCGUGGGACAAAUGGCCGCCCUACGUGACGGCCGGAGCGUACGUUAUUUCAAAUAAAUCUAUGAAAUAUUUAUAUGUGGGUAGUAUGUUCGUGAAGCAUUUCCGGUUUGAUGAUGUAUACUUGGGUAUCGUUGCGAAGAAAUUGGGCAUUGAGGUCACACAUUGCCCUCAGAUACAUUUUUAUAAUAAGAAAUACAGUAAAGAGGGAUAUAAGGACGUGAUUGCGGCGCACGGGUUCCAUGACCAUGAUGAACUUUUGAGAGUAUGGCGUGAACAGAAUACCAUUAUAUAGGAAGAUAAAUGACUAUACAUCACAUAUGACGUUAGCAAUCCAUACUGUUUAUGCUAUACUAUUAUAAACACGAAAGUUUUGUCUGUCUGUCAAGCUGGACCGAUUUUGAUGAAAUUUACUGAGGUCAACAUAAACUACAAUGUUUAUUCAAAAUCAAGCCUAAACCGCUAAAUCUAAAGUUAUUAUGAAGAACAACGAUUCCGUUACGUGAGCGAAGCUGCGGUCAACAGCUAGUUAUACCAUUUUAUAACUAUUAACCAUUCCGAAUGGAUGUGGCGAAGACGAGGCAGCACUGCUCCUCUGAAAUAUUCUUGGUUUUCACCACUCCUUAGGAUAUCAAAGGGCAAAAAAUUAUAGCUUUUUAGUUUUUUCCAAUAGAAGAAUAAUGUAAUUAUAUAAUACCACCGACCUACAUUACUUACUUGUAUUUCACAUGCAUUAAUUAUAUAAAAAGCGAAAGUUUCAUUUUCUGCCUAUAUUUAAAUAUCGUGCAGAAGUUAUUUUUAUAUGUAAUACUUUAAAUACUCAUAGUUUAAAUUAAAAAUGACUAAAACAAUAUGUAUGAUUCAGAAAAUUUUAAUUAAGGCUUGAUUGCUCAUGAAAAGGGGUUAUUCCGAUCCUGAGAUUAUAUUUAUUUUUUACUAAAAACAGGAUGACUGCUUUUAUAGGUAUUUUUUUAUUCCAUAGAUUUGUAAUAACAAAUUUUUAAUUUAGCGAAUGUAGUUUUUAAAUAGGUGUACUAAUUAGGUGAUAUUAAAAAUAGAAAUAAUACAAUAUCUAUAUAUUUUAUCGUCCAAUCAAUUUAGACUAUUGUAUAACUAUAUAAUUUGUAUAACAAUGCAACAUUUCAUUGUGGUGGGUUCAUGACCGGGUAUUAGAACCCAUAGUAUGAGAUGAGUUUGCGCCCGGGCAUAAUCCAUAUUUUGACUAAUUACUACAUACUAUAUACAUUGUAACUAAGCAAUAAUUUCAUUGGUUGUAAACUUAAAAAAUAAAAUAAAAAUUUAAUACAGAA
Molecule: messenger RNA, 2692 nt
Organism: Plodia interpunctella (Indianmeal moth)
Lineage: Eukaryota; Metazoa; Arthropoda; Insecta; Lepidoptera; Pyralidae
Exons: 4
Coding region: 261-605 (114 amino acids)
Biological process (GO): post-embryonic development
Source: RefSeq, a predicted model, not a curated record